UGUCAGAACGUAAAUAAAUACGGUACCGUACUAAUGCGGUCGGUUUUUUCGGAAUAUCAGUAAGUUAUAUCGUGUAAGCUUGUUUAUUUCGACCCAUUGGGUUACAAAUGGCUAGUAAGAGUAGUGAUUAUGAUGUAAGUGCUAUUUCAAAAAAACCUUUAAAGCUGAAAAGCGAUUCCGGUAAAGUUCAUAAGAAGAAAAAGAAGAAGAAAGACAAAAAGAAGAAACUGGAGAAAGUUGACGUGAAGGCCAUUCAGUACCAAGAUCCAACUUCAGGACCAGCUGCUCCGAAGUACAAAACAUUGACACCGGCAGAAGAAAAAUUUAAGCGAGUGCAGGAGAAAAGACAAAUGGACCGUAUAUUGAAGAAAGCCUCAAAAGGACACAAAGAAAGAGUAGAAGAGUUUAAUAGACACCUUGAUUCAUUAUCUGAGCAUUAUGAUAUACCUAAAGUCAGUUGGACUAAAUAAAUUAAGCCACACCAGUGUACCAACUCUCUCAUAAAAACACUUGAUAGAUCCAUGCAUCUGUUUACUUACUUUGCUGCCAAUACCUUGGCCUUAUUACUGUAUCAAGAAAUAAUUUUUUUCAUGUACAGACAGAUAUGGCUGACUUCUAACAUAAAAGUUGAUACAAUGUUGAAUCAAGUUUGGUGGAGUCUUUGUCACUGGCUAGAAACUAAAAAAUUGCGCAUGAUUUUUGAAAAACAAAUUUUCGUGAUCUAUCUAUCUUAUUUGAAGCAUGUUUGGCUGGUAAUUAGUGAUGAGCAAAAUGACUAUUGUUGACUGACAACUUGAAUAUCUGAGAAAAUAUUCAGCCAGCCAUCUGAUUCUGACAUAAUUUGUUUUUAUUGAGGGCAAAAUUAACAUUUUAUAGGAAAUUUUUGUUGCAAGAAUUGAUAACAUCGUCAUAUGUAGAAUUACUACAAAAGUGAUUUAUUUUCUGUUUUGAGAGUUUUUAUUUAAAAGCUCUAAAUUUCCAUGAUAAUACCCUAAGUAUACCCAUUCAAAUGGGUUGAUUACUUUCCUUACACAGCCAAUUUGUUGCUAUACCAACAUAUAUUGUUUGCUUUGUUAUUACUAUAUCAUGUUUUUAACUUAAUUUUUAUUGAUAUUAAAG
Messenger RNA from Styela clava, 1119 nucleotides. RefSeq lists its product as uncharacterized. NCBI's taxonomy places the organism in Eukaryota, Metazoa, Chordata, Ascidiacea, Stolidobranchia, Styelidae. Gene Ontology annotation, cellular component: nucleolus. The record is from RefSeq and is a predicted model, not a curated record.